Rattus norvegicus (Norway rat) is the source of this 1670-nucleotide messenger RNA. The record is from RefSeq and is a predicted model, not a curated record. NCBI's taxonomy places the organism in Eukaryota, Metazoa, Chordata, Mammalia, Rodentia, Muridae.
UUGCUUUGUAUUCAGCUCAGGUUAGUCAAGGGAAGAAAGGGCACAGUCUAAUCGACUGGGCUGUGGAUAUCAUGGAUCUCAAACAUAGUCGUUCAGUGAAGCUGAAUGAUGGAAACUUGAUGCCAGUGCUUGGGUUUGGCACAUUUGCUUCUAAAGAGAUUCCAAAGAGCAAGGCUGCCGAGGCCACAAAAGUAGCCAUUGAUGUGGGUUUCCGUCACAUAGAUGCAGCAUACUUCUAUCAAAAUGAGGAAGAAGUUGGACAGGCCCUCCGAGACAAGAUGGCUGAUGGGACUGUGAAGAGGGAGGAUUUAUUCUACACCACCAAGAUUUGGAUUACUUUCCUUAGACCAGAGUUGGUACGUCAGUGCCUGGAGAGAUCGCUGAAGAAACUUGGGCUGGAUUAUGUGGAUCUCUGCAUUAUUCAUAUACCGAUUGCUAUGAAGCCUGGAGAGGAACUUCUGCCAAAGGAUGCUAAUGGAAAAUUCAUUUUUGAUACAGUGGACAUUCGUGAUACUUGGGAGGCACUGGAGAAGUGUAAGGACGCAGGUCUAUCCAAGUCUAUAGGGGUGUCCAAUUUCAACCACAAACAGCUGGAACUGAUUCUGAACAAACCAAGGUUGAAAUACAAACCCACCUGCAACCAGGUAGAAUGUCACCCGUAUCUCAACCAGAGCAAACUCCUGGAGUUCUGCAAGUCCAAAGACAUUGUUCUCGUUGCCUAUAGUGCUCUGGGAUCCCACAGAGACUCAAGCUGGGUCAGCAGUGAUAGCCCAUACCUCCUGGAGGAUCCUGUCUUAAUGACCAUUGCCAAGAAACACAACCAAACUCCAGGCCAGGUUGCCCUGCGCUACCAACUGCAGAGGGGGGUGGUGGUUCUGGCCAAGAGCUUCAAUGAGAAGAGAAUCAAAGAGAACUUCCAGGUAAAAGCCCAAGAUCAUCUCUCCAGAAUGAGACAUAGAGGUAUUUUCCUUCAAAUGGGAGUACCUGCCAUUCAUUCAUCCCGGUGCCUGGCUUCUGAGUGCCACAGACACAUGGCUUCUGUGUGCUUGCGAAGGCAACAGAGAAAGUACCGGGUGAAAGGUUGGGUUUUGCUUCCUCUGCACUAGGCUUCACCUUUUACAAGUUCUUUAACACGGUACAUCUCCACUCCAUUACCUCAUUUGGUUUUGGGAGUCUUUUUAGAUGGUAGAGAGCUAACCUGGAAUACCUCCUUUUCUCUUCUUCAUAUUCUUUGCUUUACAAAUUACCAUUUGUAUUAAAGACAACAAGUUGGAUUCAGACUAAAUCCAAGUAGGAUUGCUGGUUGGUUAAACCACUGGAAUAUUCCAAUACACUUUUGUUUCCUGUUUUGUUUUUGUUUUUUAACUCCAUUGUACUGGGCAUGGCUCUGUGUGAGGUUUUCAUUAGCUUACAGCUAUUUAGUUAUAUGUUACUGUGCUUUCCGGAGUGUGGAAUGUUACAUGUGGCCACUUUCACUGUUAACAUUGGUGUGUCUCUUGGGAGGAAAGUCUAGAUAAAUCUACAGACUGACCGCAUAAAGAAAUCAAUGAUUAAAGUUAUGCUUAAAUCCUUUCUUAUGUCUGCACUAGCUAGAACUUUCCUACCAAUAAGUGGUUUUUAAAUUUAUUUUGUUUUUAAUCUUAUAAGAUUAAAAAAUACCAUUUAAUUUA